AUGCCCCUCAACUCCCGAGCUGUCUACUCCCGGCAGAACCCCGACUUCGCACCCUUUGCGAGUCGGAGAAGCACCGUCCACAGCACAAAUGGUAUCGUCACUUGUACACAGCCUCUUGCGGCGGCCGCAGGACAGAAGAUCUUGAAUGAAGGUGGAAAUGCAGCGGACGCGGCAGUCGCCGUUGCUGCGGCACUAAACGUCACAGAGCCCUCAUCCACGGGAAUUGGAGGUGACUGCUUCGCCUUGUAUUAUGAUGCCGAGACGAAGAAGAUCCAUUCUCUCAACGGCUCUGGUCGAUAUCCUGCAAACGUGACGCUUGAGAAGAUUCGCGCGGAUCUCAAGGCUGGUCCUGAUGAUGUUGGCGGUAUCCCCAUGCACAGUGUCCUUGCGGUCACAGUCCCCGGCGCAGCUGCAGGGUGGGUAGACACGGUAAAUAAGUUUGGCAGUGGGAAGGUCUCUCUAGAGCAGAUUCUCGCUCCGGCGAUUGAGCUUGCAGAGGAGGGAUUUCCUGUCUCCGAGCUGUCUGGAUACUUCGUAAGUACCUACGUCACGAGAGAAGCAUUUAUAUUAACGGCCUACAGUGGCAUGAAAGCGAAUCCCUCCUCCGCAAAGCCUCACCCAACUUCCGCGAGAUUCUCAAGAAAGACCCCAAAGCUGUAG
This is a messenger RNA of Aspergillus calidoustus, 660 nucleotides long. The record is from the annotation of a GenBank genome assembly. Lineage: Eukaryota; Fungi; Ascomycota; Eurotiomycetes; Eurotiales; Aspergillaceae.